AUGUCUGCCCACAAGCGAUUAAUCAUUGCAUGUGACGGGACCUGGCUAAACAGCAAUGAUGGCAUUGACCGUAGCGGAAAGCUAGUCACUCCAUCCAACAUUACUCGCAUAUGCCGGGCGCUGUUGCCAGAGUCGAGCGCUGGUAUCCAGCAGAUUGUGUAUUAUCAAUCUGGUCUGGGCAGUGCAGGCAGUAUAUGGAGCUUCCUGGGUGGGUUUGUGGGGGCUGGUAUUGGUGAGAACAUCAGGGAAGCUUAUGCUUUCCUGUGCAAUAAUUAUGAUGAGGGUGACGAAAUCUUCCUGAUCGGCUUCUCUCGAGGAGCUUUCAUCGCCCGCAGCAUAGCGGGGCUGAUCUCCAGCGUUGGCAUCUUGACGAAGCAAGGGCUUGGCGCGUUCUACCCCAUAUUCAAGGACUGGGAAAGCCAAAACGUACCUGGGUAUAAUCGAACACUCGAGACACGUUCAUGGCCUCUCCAAAACCGUCCGCCCUUCAAGGAAGGAGACGAUGCGUACCGGGCAAAACUCGUGGAAUCCAAGCUGACACGCCCCGAUAUACCACCCAUAAAAGCUGUCGGCGUGUUUGACACAGCUGGCUCACUCGGCGUGCCGACCAUUAAGAUCUUGGGAUUUCCAAUCCACACGCAUUCGACGCGGGAGUACGCCUUCACCAAUACCGAAGUGCCACGAAACGUUGAGCACGCUUAUCAAGCGCUAGCAAUCGACGAGCGACGAACGCCCUUCGCACCACCCGUCUGGGAGAAACCCGCGGACGGCUCUGGCGCUAUCCUGCAAGAACUCAAACAGACUUGGUUUCCGGGCGUGCACAAGGGAGUUGGCGGUGGCUAUCCUGACACUUCCUCGGCCGAUAUCACGCUUGCAUGGAUGAUCACACAGCUGUCACCAUUCCUCGACUUUGACAUUUCGUACAUUGCGCGCCAGCGGGAGCAGAACGUUCAAUUCUAUGAGGUAAGCAGUCCGCCGAAUCCGGUGUACUCGUGGGGCCUGGGCUUGUUGGCGCCUUCCGAUCUGGGCUGGGAUGUGCCCAUUACGGGCCGUACGGUUCGCACCCCCGGUGAGUAUCAUGCUACGGACGCGAAUACCGGAGUCAUACUGCCUCGGCGCCUGGUCAAGACUUGCGAGUUCAUCCACCCAUCCGUGCGAUACAGGAUUGAGCAGAAAGGUGCGGCCGUGGCGAGCCGUGCGGAUGAUUACGCAAAUAUGGGUAGAACACCAUAUUACCCUGAAGCGUUGAAGGAUUUUGUGCUCGUCAAAGGUCUUGAAGCGGAUGACUUUGGUGGAAAACAGUGGCAGGGACGUAAUAAGUGGGUUGUGGAAAGGCCGGCUGCAGAAGUGGUGUACAUCGUCGAGGACGAGAUCAAGCCAGGUACAGCAGAGAUGCAGCUCUUGAGGGGGUGGGCAGGCGUCGAGGCGCAGUUAAAUUCUCACUGA
Molecule: messenger RNA, 1446 nt
Organism: Truncatella angustata
Lineage: Eukaryota; Fungi; Ascomycota; Sordariomycetes; Amphisphaeriales; Sporocadaceae
Exons: 2
Coding region: 1-1446 (481 amino acids)
Source: RefSeq, a predicted model, not a curated record